AUGAACGCUAUUCGCAGAGCUUCUUUGUCGAAGCCCGAGGAGGCGGGCAAGGCAUGGCCCGCCAUUGCCAUGGGCUUCUUCGUUGCUUUCGGUGGUGUCCUCUUCGGUUAUGAUACCGGCACUAUCAGCGGCAUCCUUGCCAUGCCUUACUGGCAGCGGCUCUUCAGCACCGGAUACAUCGACACCGAUGGCAACCCCAACAUCUCCACGGCGCAGGAGUCUUCCAUCGUUUCCAUCCUAUCUGCCGGAACCUUCUUUGGCGCCCUUUUCUCACCCUUCCUAACUGACUACCUCGGUCGACGCCCUGGCCUUCUCAUCUCGACAUGGGUCUUCAACCUUGGUGUUGUGCUCCAGACUAUCGCCAAAGCAAUUCCCAUCUUCCUUGCCGGCCGUUUCUUUGCUGGAUUUGGCGUUGGUCUCAUCUCUGCCAUGAUCCCCCUCUAUCAAUCUGAGACUGCUCCCAAGUGGAUCCGUGGCGCGAUUGUCGGCGCCUACCAGUGGGCUAUCACUAUUGGUCUUCUCCUCGCUGCCGUCGUUAAUAAUGCUACGGCUAAGCGCAACGACACGGGAUGUUACCGAAUUCCAAUUGCUGUUCAGUUCGCUUGGUCCCUCAUCCUCUUCUUCGGCAUGCUUGUGCUCCCCGAGACACCUCGCUACCUCAUCAAGAGGAGCCGAUACGAAGAUGCUGCCCGCUCCCUGGGUCGCAUUCGCCGCCUAGCCCACGACCACCCUGCCAUCCAGACUGAGCUCGCCGAAAUCAAGGCCAACCAUGACUUCGAGACUAGCAUGGGCAAGGCAUCGUACCUUGAUUGCUUCCGCCCACCCAUUCUGAAGCGCCAACUUACUGGUAUCUUUUUGCAGGCACUUCAGCAAUUAACAGGAAUCAACUUCAUCUUUUACUACGGUACAAAGUACUUCCAGAACUCGGGCGUCUCAAGCGGAUUUGUCAUUUCCAUGAUCACCUCUGCAAUCAACGUUUGCUCCACGGUCCCCGGAAUGUAUGCGAUCGAUAAAUGGGGUCGCCGACCUCUUCUUCUAUAUGGCGCUAUCGGAAUGUGCGUUUCGCAGUUCAUCGUUGCCAUGUGCGGAACCUUCUCGACUGGCCAGCGCGAUACCGGCGAAAUCUAUGUCAAGAACCUCGCCGGGCAGAAGGCCGCCGUGUCAUUCGUUUGCAUCUACAUUUUCUUCUUCGCAUCUACCUGGGGUCCUCUUGCUUGGGUCGUUACUGGCGAGAUUUUCCCCCUGAAGACCCGUGCCAAGUCUCUCAGUAUGACUACCGCCACGAACUGGCUGUUCAACUGGGCUAUCGCCUACUCGACCCCAUAUCUUGUCAACUAUGGUCAUGGUUAUGCCAACCUGCAGUCCAAGAUCUUCUUCAUUUGGUUUGGAUGCUGCUUCCUGUGCAUCGCCUUUGUUUAUUUUAUGAUCUACGAGACCAAGGGCCUCAGCCUGGAGGAGGUUGACCAAUUGUAUGAGGAGGUUUCUGUGGCUCGCAAGUCGGUCAAAUGGAAGCCGUCGACUUCUUGGGAGCGUCGCCAGAGCAUGACCCAGCCGGCUGACAAGACGGCUCAAGAUGGUGAACAUGACAUCACGCACCAGGAGGAGAAGCACUCCGAGAGUGCUUAG
This is a messenger RNA of Ilyonectria robusta, 1626 nucleotides long. RefSeq names its product general substrate transporter. The record is from RefSeq and is a predicted model, not a curated record. The coding region runs from base 1 to 1626 and encodes 541 amino acids. NCBI's taxonomy places the organism in Eukaryota, Fungi, Ascomycota, Sordariomycetes, Hypocreales, Nectriaceae. Gene Ontology annotation, cellular component: membrane. Gene Ontology annotation, biological process: carbohydrate transport; transmembrane transport. The transcript has 4 exons. Gene Ontology annotation, molecular function: carbohydrate:proton symporter activity.